Molecule: messenger RNA, 1801 nt
Organism: Guyanagaster necrorhizus
Lineage: Eukaryota; Fungi; Basidiomycota; Agaricomycetes; Agaricales; Physalacriaceae
Exons: 8
Coding region: 210-1691 (493 amino acids)
Source: RefSeq, a predicted model, not a curated record
GACGUACCAAAUGCCGUUACUACAAAAACACACUUGCCUAUUAUUCCAAUGAGCAGAAAACUGGACCAAUGAAGGUAAGACGUGACGUACCGUAGGAAAGUAUAUAGGCGCCCAACCAUGGGACAUGCCGAGAUGCAUCAAGAAACAGUGACAUGGGUCCUAGGCGCCGCUAUCGAUACGACAUCCAUUAGCUUCACACACACUCGAUCAUGGAAAAUCGACGGAAAGAUAGUAGGAAUUUGAACGCCUGUAUCACCAUCUCGCGUUCCUUGCACCAUUUUCUCUCGAUAUUACAGACUUCGCACUCUCAGGAAGACGACUCUGGCGAUAUCGAUGAAGGCAGAAGGCGCCUAUCCUGCACCUUCUGGAGUAGAGAAUUUGACGAUUGGUGGACCAGUGAGGUGGCAAGAAUGAACCGAAAGCGGCGAGCCCUGAGCACAUUUGACGAAAUGAACAAUCACUUGGAAUACUUGGAUAGUAUUUGCAGAACGACGGCCGUGCAAUCUGAUAAGGAAUAUGGAAUGAAGUUCAUCUGCGCCCAAUCGGCUGUAAAAAUUAUCACACAAGGAAUAUUCCCCGCCGCGCCAGAAUCAGUAGUGUCGGGAUCAUUGGAUCUCCUGGAUCUUCAUUUAAGUCGGAAACAAGAUCAUAAAUUUGAGAGAUUGAUCGCCCCUCAGUGGGAUGACCCAAAGCCUCUGACGCAGGAGAUGAAGAAGAGGAUUGCCAAAGUCGAGGACUUGGGGAACUCCGAUCCCAUCUCUGUGUAUCCAGCGUCGGGUGUAUUAGUACCGAAGCCACGAAACACCCUGGCAGACAUUCUUGAAGCGAUUCAGAGUAACAAGUACCAAACAGAGGCGAAUAAUGGACAAAAGAGCCGACCACCACAAGUAAACACGGGAAAGUCGAGCACUGCCUCUGAAGAUUUACGUCCCGAUCCUGCCGUACGUCCCGCCGAGUUAGGUGAACUUGACGACCUCGGUUCCGAGGCUCCUUUCAGCUACGACGGUGGUUCAGGAGACUCGGAACUCCUUACCGGAACCAGAGAGACGUCUACGAAACAUUCAGAACCGAGUUCUGCAGCACCCAAGACAUCUGAAAGACAACGCUAUAGCUCCAGCCGCGCACCAAAUACAUCAUCCCCCGGGAAAAGAAACGUAGAGCAUGACGAGCCAAACGCGGGCCAGUCAUCGUCUGCCAGGCCGAAAGAAGAAGACCUUGCCGCGAUGUUUUAUGAUAGUCCUUGGUUCGCACUUAAGCAACGAAAUCCCAAGCAGGUGUUUUUGGUCAACCAUGGUAUAGAUUGUGUACCCUUCAAAGUCAUUAAAGGAGGAAAGGCAUUAGGCGAGUGGGUAUUCACCCUGGACAUGGCAUACAGGAAGGACGCAUUGCACCAAUUGUUGGCGGUCGCAGCACUCCAUGGUGAUGACCCUGGCAACAGGAUGAUGCAUAUAUUGCAGAAAUUUGAUAAGGCACCCGAGGUUGUCUACAAGGAAACAUUCGUAUCCAGGGAUGAGGCGGAUGAGGCCCUUCGUUUCACGGUCAAAGAGAUCUGGUGCGACGAGGACUGGAAGUUCAAUCUGGAAGCCAGAGUGAUUUUUCGGAUGCUCCACCGUAUGAUGAAGAGGACCAGGAGGGUGGAUUUGGAGUCUGAUUCAUGGUUGGACUGGUUAGAUUAUUCUGAAAACAAGUGAGGUUCUGGAGACUCGAGACUUGGCUGUCGGAACGUACCUUAAAGGGUUAAUUGUAUCAUCAAUUCAACAUUUGUUAACGCCGAAUAUCUAAAUUCAUUGACUGCCGAAAG